AGCCUCGUUGCGGCCUCGGGACGCACCGAGGCUUGCAGGCUCCCACGCUCGCUCCCGAGCGCGUCCCCGCCCUCGCGUCACGUGACGUGGCCGCGGAACCUGAGCUGCAGGGCCUAAGCCGAGCUAAAUUCGUUGCAGGUGGCCGCGGCGGGUGCAACCACAAAGGCUAAUCCGAAGGAGUCGGGGAGGCUCGUGGAGUCGAUGCUUCCUCUUCCAAGUCAGGUUGGCUCCUGUUACCUUCUCAGCAUUCGCUGUUCCCGUCUUCCUGAGCGCGUGCAUGAGGUCUUUCGCGUGGGGAAGCUCCGGUGACCAUGUAGUGGACAAGAGUGAGGAAGCUCCUGGUGCUUGGGACGAGGUCAGCGCUGUCGGCGCGCCGCUCCAGCGCCCACCACACCCCGGUGCGGGCCAGCGGGCCCUGGGCCCUGGUGGGAACUCCGACCUCCGGUCAAGGCCUGGCCGGGACGCCACGAAUUCUCGCGUCGUCUCGCGAGAGUCCAAGUUGAAGGAACAUGGCGACGUCUAAUCUGUUAAAGAAUAAAGGUUCUCUUCAAUUUGAAGACAAAUGGGAUUUUAUGCGCCCGAUUGUUUUGAAGCUUUUACGCCAGGAAUCUGUUACAAAACAGCAGUGGUUUGAUCUGUUUUCGGAUGUGCAUGCAGUCUGUCUUUGGGAUGAUAAAGGCCCAGCAAAAAUUCAUCAGGCUUUAAAAGAAGAUAUUCUUGAGUUUAUUAAGCAAGCACAGGCACGAGUACUGAGCCAUCAAGAUGAUACGGCUUUGCUAAAAGCAUAUAUUGUUGAAUGGCGAAAGUUCUUUACACAAUGUGAUAUUUUACCAAAACCUUUUUGUCAACUAGAGAUUACUUUAAUGGGUAAACAGGGCAGCAAUAAAAAAUCAAAUGUGGAAGACAGUAUUGUUCGAAAGCUUAUGCUUGAUACAUGGAAUGAGUCAAUCUUUUCAAAUAUAAAAAACAGACUCCAAGAUAGUGCAAUGAAGCUGGUACAUGCUGAGAGAUUGGGAGAAGCUUUUGAUUCUCAGCUGGUUAUUGGAGUAAGAGAAUCCUAUGUUAACCUUUGUUCUAAUCCUGAGGAUAAACUUCAAAUUUAUAGGGACAAUUUUGAGAAGGCAUACUUGGAUUCAACAGAGAGAUUUUAUAGAACACAAGCACCCUCGUAUUUACAACAAAAUGGUGUACAGAAUUAUAUGAAAUAUGCAGAUGCUAAAUUAAAAGAAGAAGAAAAACGAGCACUACGUUAUUUAGAAACAAGACGAGAAUGUAACUCCGUUGAAGCACUCAUGGAAUGCUGUGUAAAUGCCCUGGUGACAUCAUUUAAAGAGACUAUCUUAGCUGAGUGCCAAGGCAUGAUCAAGAGAAAUGAAACUGAAAAAUUACAUUUAAUGUUUUCAUUGAUGGACAAAGUUCCUAAUGGUAUAGAGCCAAUGUUGAAAGACUUGGAGGAACAUAUCAUUAGUGCUGGCCUGGCAGAUAUGGUAGCAGCUGCUGAAACUAUUACUACUGACUCUGAGAAAUAUGUUGAGCAGUUACUUACACUAUUUAAUAGAUUUAGUAAACUCGUCAAAGAAGCUUUUCAAGAUGAUCCACGAUUUCUUACUGCAAGAGAUAAGGCAUAUAAAGCAGUUGUUAAUGAUGCUACCAUAUUUAAACUUGAAUUACCUUUGAAGCAGAAGGGGGUGGGAUUAAAAACUCAGCCUGAAUCAAAAUGCCCUGAGCUGCUUGCCAAUUACUGUGACAUGUUGCUAAGAAAAACACCAUUAAGCAAAAAACUAACCUCUGAAGAGAUUGAAGCAAAGCUUAAAGAAGUGCUCUUGGUACUUAAGUAUGUACAGAACAAAGAUGUUUUUAUGAGGUAUCAUAAAGCUCAUUUGACACGACGUCUUAUAUUAGACAUCUCUGCCGAUAGUGAAAUUGAAGAAAACAUGGUAGAGUGGCUAAGAGAAGUUGGUAUGCCAGCGGAUUAUGUAAACAAGCUUGCUAGAAUGUUUCAGGACAUAAAAGUAUCUGAAGAUUUGAACCAAGCUUUUAAGGAAAUGCACAAAAAUAAUAAAUUGGCAUUACCAGCUGAUUCAGUUAAUAUAAAAAUUUUGAAUGCUGGCGCCUGGUCAAGAAGUUCUGAGAAAGUCUUUGUUUCACUUCCUACUGAACUGGAGGACUUGAUACCGGAAGUAGAAGAAUUCUACAAAAAAAAUCAUAGUGGUAGAAAAUUACAUUGGCAUCAUCUCAUGUCAAAUGGAAUUAUAACAUUUAAGAAUGAAGUCGGUCAAUAUGAUUUGGAGGUAACCACGUUUCAGCUUGCUGUGUUGUUUGCAUGGAACCAAAGACCCAGAGAGAAAAUCAGCUUUGAAAAUCUUAAGCUUGCAACUGAACUCCCUGAUGCUGAACUUAGAAGGACUUUAUGGUCUUUAGUAGCUUUCCCAAAACUCAAACGGCAAGUUUUAUUGUAUGAACCUCAAGUCAACUCACCCAAAGACUUUACAGAAGGUACCCUCUUCUCAGUGAACCAGGAGUUCAGUUUAAUAAAAAAUGCAAAGGUUCAGAAAAGGGGUAAAAUCAACUUGAUUGGACGUUUGCAGCUCACUACAGAAAGGAUGAGAGAAGAAGAGAAUGAAGGAAUAGUUCAACUACGAAUACUAAGAACCCAGGAAGCUAUCAUACAAAUAAUGAAAAUGAGAAAGAAAAUUAGUAAUGCUCAGCUGCAGACUGAAUUAGUAGAAAUUUUGAAAAACAUGUUUUUGCCACAAAAGAAAAUGAUAAAAGAGCAAAUAGAGUGGCUAAUAGAGCACAAAUACAUCAGAAGAGAUGAAUCUGAUAUCAACACUUUCAUAUAUAUGGCAUAAUUUUGAAUAUCAUGGACAAUAUUUAGAACCCAAAUUUUGGAGUGCUUGGGCAGAAAGUUGUAAAGUUUGUGCUGGAGAAAGGUUUAUUUGGACUUUGAUUACAUAAAUAUUAAAAUCUCUGCCUUACCUUACAAAAACAACUAUAUUUUGCCAAUCACAUUAGUUAGCAUGAUGGCAUUCCCUUCAUGUUGCACACUCUUUAACAGCAUGCUGUUUUGUGGAGAAACUUGCAUUCAUGAAGAGCCCAUUAUCAACUUUUAAAAGUGAAUUUGAUUUGUACCCACCAGGAGAAAUACAGUUGGGAAGGGUGAGGGUGGGGUUCUUGUUGCUUUUUUCUCUUUUUUCCUCUCUUAAAAAAUGUACUUGCACAAGGAAGGAUCUUCAGAUAUUCAUGCACUGAAAAAUGCUGUUAUCUUUUGUUUUUAAAAAAUGCAAUUAAAACUAGAAAUAGCACUCUUGGUUUCUUUUGAUGAAAAGAGUGAGCUGGUCAAUGCAACAUGGGGAAACGGCAGAUGUAGGUGAGAAGUUAAGUAUUUAAUAGUAUCAAAUUGUUCAAACAUUGCUCAGUAUAAUAACUGGAUUUUAAUGGUUACCUAAAUAUGGUAUUAAAUAUUUUCAACUUUCAAA
This is a messenger RNA of Symphalangus syndactylus (siamang), 3479 nucleotides long. It is a transcript of the gene CUL5, whose product is annotated as cullin 5. The record is from RefSeq and is a predicted model, not a curated record. Gene Ontology annotation, cellular component: cullin-RING ubiquitin ligase complex. NCBI's taxonomy places the organism in Eukaryota, Metazoa, Chordata, Mammalia, Primates, Hylobatidae. Gene Ontology annotation, molecular function: ubiquitin protein ligase binding. Gene Ontology annotation, biological process: ubiquitin-dependent protein catabolic process.